This is a messenger RNA of Plasmodium knowlesi strain H, 2598 nucleotides long. RefSeq names its product splicing factor U2AF large subunit, putative. The record is from RefSeq and is a predicted model, not a curated record. Gene Ontology annotation, biological process: mRNA processing. Bases 1 to 2598 code for a protein of 865 amino acids. NCBI's taxonomy places the organism in Eukaryota, Apicomplexa, Aconoidasida, Haemosporida, Plasmodiidae. Gene Ontology annotation, cellular component: U2AF complex; nucleus; nuclear speck. The transcript has a single exon. Gene Ontology annotation, molecular function: pre-mRNA 3'-splice site binding; poly-pyrimidine tract binding.
AUGUGGCGGAAAGCAGUCGGAAGCUACUUUGGCGGUAAGGACGAGAGCAAGGAAGACGAGGACGCAGGUACCGAUGCAGAUAAACCAAAUAAUGAAGGAGCAAACGGAAACCCAAGGGAAGACGAAAAGGAAGUCAAGGAGGAACUGAAUGAGGAGGAGGUUCCGAAAGCAAGUACAACUCGAAGGGGAAGGCCUUCCACAAAGAAAGGGACCAAGAGUCAGGCUACCAAGGGUGAAAAAGGUUCAUCGGAAAAUAAGGAGGCGCCUAACAAAAAGAGUACAGAUGGCAACGAUGAUAUCGGUGGCACUGGUAAUGUUGGUGAAAGUGAAGUAAACCAGGGCGAUACCAACGAUGGCAGUGCCCCAAAGGAAACGAGCCUUGACGCAGAGCAGAACACCGAUAAACCCAUAAGUGUGAAAAAGGGGAAAAAAAAUAAAAAGGAGGAGGAGGAGGAGCCAUCAUCGGAACAAUCAAAACAACUGCCACAAGAAUCGACUCAUGAGGGUGGAGAAGACGCAGACGAGGCACAUAAGAAAAGACGCAGCUUGUCGCGCGAAAAAAAAAGCGAGCUUACUGAGAAGGAAAGCUUAACUGGAAACAACCCAUCAGACGAAAAAAAGGUAAAAGAGAAAAGUCGAGAAAGGGCAAACAGUGACCUACAGGAAAAGAUGAAAAUAAUUAAGGAGAAGCUCAAAUCGAGCGAACGCAGUCAGGGGGCAAGUAUAGAAAAGGACCAGAACAAAGAGGAGGGACAAAGCAAAAGAAAGCACAAGGAUGUGCCAUCAAGCAGCGAAGAAGGCCACUCUUCUAAAAGGAAAAGGCGAAGCGGAGAAAGGGGCGUGGAAGAGAAAGGCGAAAAUGUAAGUAGGCACCGACAUAGGAGCAGAGAAAGAGAGAGAAGCGAAGAGGGAGAUAGAGACAGAGAAGGGGAGAGAAGCUUAGAAAGAAUUCGAAGCAAGGAUCUGGUCAGGAGCAGAGGCAGGCAUCGAAGCAGAAGCAGACACAGGAGCCGAAGCAGGGGAAGACAUCGCAGUAGAAGCAGAAGCAGAGGAAGGCAUAGAAGUAGACACAGAAGCAGACACAGAAGAGAUAGGAGCAAGAGGUUAAGUGACAGUGAUAGCGACAGCAGCAGUGAUGAUAGGCAUCAUCGACACCACCACAGGUCGAGAAGAAGAAGAAAAAGAAGUUCCAGAAAUAGUAGUGAUAGAGAACAUUCUAGUGGAAGCACAGGAAAUAGAAAAGGAUAUGACAGGAAAGACAGAUCCUCUUCUAGCGAAAGAAGAAGUAAAGAAACAAAAAAAAAAAAAAAGACAAAAUGGGAUACUGUAGAUGAAAAUUUAUUAAAAAACCAUUUGCUAGAUAACAGUGCCAAUGGAUUACUGCAACAGCAGAAUUUAGCACUAGCUAAUGGUUUAGGAGCAAAUAACAAAGUAACCCCAAUAGUUAGAAAUCCCUAUGAAGUAGAAGGAGAUAAAAAGCAAAGGAAAUUAUACAUUGGUAACAUUCCGCCUAAUUCAAAACAAGAAGAGUUAAUAGAUUUUUUCAACAACACCUUAGGAUCAAUUAUAAAAGAUUCGAGUUUGGAAAUAAAAAUAGGAGACAUUGUAUUGAUGCCAAUAUUGAAGUGUGAAAUAUUUAACGUUGAAUCUAGGUUUUGUUUUCUAGAAUUUAGAAGCCUUGAAAUUACAUGGCUUUGUCUAAGGCUAGAUGCCAUUACGUUUAAUAAUUAUGCUUUACGCAUAGCUAGACCACAUGAUUUCGUUCCCCCCCCAGGAGGGGAUCCAGCACUAACUGUUGUAUUUACAGAUAUUCAGCACGAAGUAUUCGAAAUGGUGAAGCCCAUAAAAAUCGCUCCAGUAAGAAGCACAGGAGAUGAUGACAACAAAUUAUAUAUACAAAAUUUGCCCCACGAUUUGGGAGAUGUUCAGAUAAGAGACCUGCUACAGCAGUUUGGGAAACUAAAAGGAUUUAACGUUAUAAAAGAUCAAAGUACUGGAUUGAAUAAAGGCUAUGGCUUCUUUGAAUAUGAAGAUAGUAACUGCACACCUAUUGCCAUGCAUGCUUUGAAUGGCUUUGUGUGCGGGCAGAAUAUACUUAGCGUAAAAAAAGCUACAUUCGGAAAAAGCCAAAAUAGUACGCAAAAUGCAAACACCAUAAGUUUAGGAAGUGGUAGUGUCGAUUUGCCAGUGUCACUUUUGCCAAAUUCCAUUUCACAGAAAAUUCUGAGCAAUUCCAUCAUAGGAUUGCAAAUUCAGGCCUCCAGAAAAAUUGGUGAAAAAUCCUCUCGAGUGGUUCAACUCACCAAUGCUGUUUUUCAGGAGGAUUUAAUUAUCGAUAGUCAGUAUGAGGAAAUAUUAAGGGAUAUUAAAGAAGAAGCUGAAAAAUAUGGACCACUUCAAAAUAUUGUAAUUCCCAAACCAAAUAAGGAUUUGUCCUACACGGAAGGUGUCGGCAAAAUUUUCCUUCAUUACGCCGAUGAAACUACGGCCAGGAAGGCCCAGUAUAUGUUUAAUGGGAGGCUGUUCGAGAAGAGAGUAGUAUGCGCUGCGUUCUACUCUGAGGAGAAGUUCCUCGCAGGGAAAUAUGUCCUCUCAUAG